This is a messenger RNA of Austrofundulus limnaeus, 2484 nucleotides long. RefSeq names its product endoplasmic reticulum oxidoreductase 1 beta (gene ero1b). The record is from RefSeq and is a predicted model, not a curated record. Gene Ontology annotation, biological process: protein folding in endoplasmic reticulum. Gene Ontology annotation, cellular component: endoplasmic reticulum membrane; endoplasmic reticulum. Lineage: Eukaryota; Metazoa; Chordata; Actinopteri; Cyprinodontiformes; Rivulidae. Gene Ontology annotation, molecular function: protein-disulfide reductase activity; FAD binding; thiol oxidase activity.
UUUUAAUUUGUAUUUGUAAGACAGCAAAGCUGGGGAGAAGACGGGUAUUUUAUUUUGAAAUUUUUAACCGGAAGACAAGCGCAUCUUAUUUAUUUAACUUUCUAAAAUGGAGGUUUGUUGUGCUCAAACUUGUCCAGGUCUGUUCGCUGUUCUCUCCGAGCCUGUGUGUCCUGUAGGGCAGCGGGAGGAGGACAUGUAGGCUGCAGGUCAGAGCUCUAACCUCCGGCCUGUUCGGUUCAUCUGUCCGGGUCCAGCCCGCGGGACACGCCACGCACCGACACCGGGCGGAAGUCCUCCCCCGUCCCGUCUGUUUUCACGGUGCCWCCGCUGACCAGCAUCACACAGAGGGAUGUGGAAAGUCACUGUACCGGCGGUCUGUGUUGUGUUUACGGCCUGGUUCUUAGGGAACUUUGUUCUGGCCUGGUUUCAACACAAACACUUAAGACCCCAAACGCAGCACCACGACCACCCGAACCAGAUCACAGACAGCCAGGACCAGAGCUGCCUCUGCCACCUGACAGGAGUCCUGGAUGACUGCUUCUGUGAUGUGGAAAGCAUCGACGUCUUCAACAACUUCAAGAUUUACCCUCGCAUCAAGAAGCUGACUGAGAGAGACUACUUCAGGUACUACAGGGUGAACCUGAAGCGACCGUGUCCUUUCUGGCCUGAUGAUGGACACUGCUCCAUCAAAGACUGUCAUGUGGAGCCCUGCCCUGAGAGUAAGGUCCCACUUGGCAUUAAAUCUGGAAACUACAACAAGUAACCAGAGUAAAGAGGCGUUUGCUGAUUGGGCGAGACAUGAUGACGCUCAGGAUCACUUCUGUGAGCUGGAUGAUCAGUGUAUCGACCUCUGAACCCUCUGGCUCCAAGCAGAGGAGAUGAUGAUGGAGAGGGCUUCUACAAGUGGCUCGAAGGUUUGUGUUUGGAGAAGAGAGUUUUUUAUCGACUCAUUUCAGGCCUGCACAGCAGCAUCAACAUCCACCUGUGUGCCGAGUACCUGUUGGAUGAGGGCUGGAGCCGCUCAGUGUGGGGUCCAAACAUCCACGAGUUCCGUCGGCGCUUUGACACGGCCGAGACGAAGGGCGAGGGCACCCGGCGGCUCAAGAACCUCUACUUCCUGUAUCUGAUAGAACUGCGAGCACUCUACAAGGUGGCGCCGUACUUUGAGCGAGCCAUCGUCAACCUGUACACUGGAAACAGUCCGGAGGAUGGAGACACCAAGGACCUGCUGCUACAGAUCUUCAAUGAAAUCAAAGCUUUCCCAAUGCACUUUGAUGAGAAGUCCAUGUUUGCUGGGGAUAAAAUGGAAGCUAAAACAUUAAAGGAGGAGUUCCGGCUUCAUUUUAAGAACAUCUCUCGGAUCAUGGACUGUGUUGGUUGCAGUAAGUGUCGACUGUGGGGGAAGCUGCAGACUCAGGGUCUGGGCACAGCUCUGAAGGUCCUCUUCUCGGAAAGGGAGAUCCAGAACCUGCCUGAGCACAGUCCAUCUAAAGGCUUCCAGCUGACCCGGCAGGAAAUCGUGGCCUUAAUCAAUGCCUUUGGCAGGUUGUCCACCAGUAUAUAUCAGCUCCAUAACUUCCGUCUGAUGAUGAAGGAGCAGAGGUAACAGGAGGAGGAGCUCCAGGAGGCCAACAGGCAGCUCUUCUCACCCAAUCCAGAGUUCUGGACUUCGGACCCGUCCCAUUCCGGUGGACGAUGAAUGAUUAUUGUGCUUCUUCUCYUCAGAUCACUCUGAACACUUCACCCCACAGCGCUUCAGCUCUGCUGCCCCACUCUUUCCCCUGACACGCUUUGGUUUCUUCUGAUGAAGUUUGUGGUGACCAACAAGCUGGAGGAAGUCGCACACAGAACGGACCAACUUCCCCCUGUCUAACCUCGCACCAUGACUCACAACCUUCAGACUUGAUCCUGGACAAAAAGGGAAAACUCAGUUUCAGUGAAGACCUCCGGUCCAAAUGACCAGACUGCAGCUGCCUAGUUUCAUUGCAUUUGCUCUGUUUUUUUGUUUUUGUCUUUUCUCCAGUUYACUGUUAAGCUCCCAGCUUAAAGUUAAUGUUUUGGACCAGUUUCUAUUUGUUUCAGUGUAGGACGAAGUGUUUGUGUCCACGUGUCUGUGGUCAAGUUUUGCACAAGCUGUGUGUGUGUGGUCCAUGCAGAGCUUCAGAACCCAGGUGCAGCAGAUGUUUUCAGAUACUGACCUGUCAGAUCUGUCUGCUACAGCCUUAAGGGUAAAGAUUAGUUUCCCUUUUUUUUUAUUUCCCUACAUCUUUAAGUCAAUAUUUAAAGUUGCAAAGGAACCUCUUACUAAAAGAUUUCAUCAUUUCUUCUUUUUAUAAGAACUAUUUUACAACCUGUUGAACCCUCUCCAUCCUGGAACAUCACACACAUGAAAUGCUUUUAGGAUUUCAGUUAGAUUUCAUGUCCAUUGUCYAAAUCUGACGUUUGUCAUAGGAAGAAAAACAAUACAGCAGGAUGGAACUCUUA